ACCAGCUCUCCACCUGCCCUCCACCUGUGUGCCCUGCCUAGGGGAGGAGGAGGAGCAGACAGAGGAAGAGGAGGCAGAGGUGUAAGACAGAGAGAGUGUCUGAGAGAGAGAGAAAGAGAAAGAGAAGGAGAGAGAUCAGCUGGGGACCUGCUGCACAAUACAGGGCCCAGGAAAUGGUCUGCCAAAGGGGACAAUGCUCAGGUCGGCAGAGCUUUAGACAGGGAGGUCGCAUGGCCCACCACUGCUAUUACACCCAAACUUGGCACGGCACUGUAUCCAGUGAGGACCAUAUGAGUCAUCUGCUCCCGCAUCCCACUGAGUCCCACUGCAGAUGGGGAGAGGAGAACCAGGAGGUGGAGACAUCUUCCCUCUGCGUGUGUGCAUCUUAACAGCUGUCUACACCCAGGCGGGCCGUCUGUCUUAUCAUUCCAAGUCCAUUCAGAUCAAUGUCAGUAUUCCAACGAGGUGCUUUUUUUUCCUCCUCCCUCUCUUCUGUGUAAUCACAAGCACACUUGAACUGAAAUACUUACACUGUAUGGAUGCUCGUCCAAACCAAGGCAUGACUUUAACUUUUUUAAAUGUAAAAUGCCAAGAUUACAACAUCUAUUAUGCUGUAAAAAAAUCCUUGGUGUUGUAAAUACGAUAUAUUUCUUUCUUUUUGCAUACUGUGCGUGGCUGUGUGGAUGUGUGUUUGUAUGCAUGUGUGUAUAAACUGUAUGUAAUGAAAUUACAUAAUAUUUUUGCAGUGAAUGCAUACUCUGGAUGCUUCUGUUACUCAGUCGCCACCACUAUGAGGUUUUCAUUUAAACCCUUCGGUUCUUUUAAUGGGAAGUGUGAAGACUUCUUCAGCCAAAGCAAUGGCUUCAUGGGAUUAUUGCAUAUGGGCCACCAUUCUUGUUAGGAAAUGCAGGGCCUCAUUCGUCAGCACAAACAACAUCACCUCUUCAUUUUUUAAUUUGAGAUUUCAGCACUCCCUAUCAAAGGCCUCAGUGAAGAUGCACAUUAAACACUGAGACAGUCUGUUUGCUGUAACACCACAUGUGACAUUACUGAUGUGAGGUUCAUUAAUUACUGAUAACAGAGUCUUCGUUGGUGAUUAGUAAUGGCCAGAGCAGGACGACUCAUCUGUGCUACUUUGGCAUUACUGUGUGUCAUUCCACCACUAAUGCCUUGCACGCUGCAAUUUGGAAAUGUGGUUCUUCACCAUACCUUGGCACAUCAUACCCAAUUCCUGACUCUCUCAGACAGUUAAGAAGACCCUCUAUGGCCUCCGUGAAAUCUUCCAAAUGUAGUCUUAACACAUUUAUGAAAGAUGCGUGUCUGUUGGUUUAGUGUUGUAUUGUUUGGCAUUAGUUUAAAAAAAAUUACAAGCUAAACACUGAACAACUACUGACAUUUAAAGAGAAGUCUGGUGAUGGAUUUAAUUGGUGAUGUUAUUUACAUCUCCUUCCUCAGAUCUAUGGCCUUGAUGAUCAAGCUGAUUACUCCCACAUUUUAUAUUAUUAUUUUUGUGCUACUGCUUUUCCAUGAAAGGACACUGGAGUGUGCAAUUGGUGUUGCGUGGAAACACACAUUAAACACGCCUGCGCACACACACACAAACAGACACAGACACAGACACACGGACACAGCCAGCCACCCAUGCAUGUGUACCCACCCACUCUUGAGUACAUACUCAGAGCUCUACCAAUGGUCAAGGCUUUGAAGUGAAAAUCUGCUUGAUAACAGCUGAGUUGAGAGGGGCUAAAGGGGAGAGAUGUAUGGUUGAGGGUUUAUUGACCUACCGAUCAAUGACUGCACCUGGGUUUAGCAGGCUAGUUUACAUGCACACACACACACACACUUGCAAUCAUAUGUAGUAUGUACAUAACGCACAACACGAGUAUAUACAUUCAUAGACACAUGUGGCGUUACAGGUGAUAGAUCAACUGCAAAAUAAUUCGAUUGAACACACAUACAGUACAUAUAUCCAUGCACUCUAAGUGUCCUGUCAUUGUUAUUUGGCUUUGGUUAUGACUUCUCCUGUGAAUCCCUAUCAUUGAUAAUACUUGUGAUUUUUGCCUUAUUUCACAAGCUUACACUGAUUAAACUUAUAUUUGCCUUGUAGCUGAUCAAUUUGAUAUGCAGAUCUUAAUUUUGUAAAUAAAGCUCUAUACAAAUGGACUGUACAGUGUAAAGUUGGAUAAAUUAUGAUUUUGUAAGAAAUAAAGUAUUGGUGUUUAAAGACUGUGUAUUUAUGAAAUGGGUGAAAAUGACUACCAUGAUGAAGUCUAAAUGAAGUUGACUAUCCCUGAGGGUAUUAGCAUUUGUAUAUAAAUUAGUGAUGAGACUCAACAGUGGAAUUGUUGAGAAGUGGAGAAGCAUACAGAAAUUAAAAUAAUAAUGUGAUAUUUAAAUGAAACACGUGUAAAAUGCUCUCAGCCAUUUUAUGUGCAGUCUAUGUCAUUUAAAUAUUAAUAUCGACACGGAAACUUAUUUGUAAAUGUAGAUAUCCAUUUUCAGAUUACAGAUACACAAUGUCUUAACUGUGUUAAGAAUGUAACAUGAACUGUCAUAGCAUUUCAGUGAACAAAAAUACUUUAAUAACUUUAAUAUUUGGUUCGUCUGGGACUAGUGUGCCUAUAAAAUCGGAGUGUUGUGUAAAUAUAAACAAGUAAGUGACACUGUCAACCUCACUUGAACUCAGAGUGAAAAAAAAAACCGCGGUAUGGGUCACUAUGGCCAAAAACGAGUUAGUACUCUAAGGUAUCUAGGAGAACAACCUGACCAAAUGUCAAAUGCUGUGUGUGUUUUUGUGUCAUGGAGGAGGGAAAGUAAGUUCACAUUGGGCCUUUCUUAUUUCCUAAUUGUAUUAGAGCUGACACAGGUGGUAACUACUGUCGAAUUCCCUAAACCAAAUAUCAGUGAUAUAAGCGUGAUAGUGAAAACUACCUUUUCAAUCAAGUAGCGGCGUGUAAAAAAAUGCCAACGUUAGCCGACUUACUUGAAAUGUGUUACUUUAUAAUGAGAAGAUUUUCAGAGAUAAGACCUACAUAGCCAGACAGUUCUCAUUACCGAGAGGAUACUCCCACCUGGUGGAAAAAAACAGGUGAUACCUCUUAAGGUAGCAAAUGGCAAGCCUAGGUCCGAAGUCAUUCGUGAGAAAGUUUUGUGUACACAGGAGUGUGAUGCUUUAAAAAAAGUUGAAAACCCAACAACAUGAAUCCGUCGUUUCACAGGUAGGCAUAGCGAGAUAGCUAAUGAGAACGCUGGCUCUUAAAUUAAGGCGUGCCCUCACACCCAUACAGGAGAGUGAGGAUUCUGCUGAGCAUCAGUGCAGCUCUGGCAUCCCGCACGGUGAACUGUCUUCACCAUCUCGCCCAGCGCAACCCACUGACAGGCCCUCUCCAGAUGAUCAGUCUGACAGUUCCCCAGAGGUGUGGCGGUCUGCCCGCAGCCAGCGCAGCCAGCACACAUGUCAGCCUCACGAUUUGGGUUUUUGCGAGAACAAAUCCUCACCUUUAGAGCUGGACCGUGACAGUAGCUCUUCAACUUCAGAGCUGGAACAUAGCAAGUCAUCACAUGAGCAUGUACUUGAGAUGAUGCCAAAGAGGUUUCAGCUUAGGAAGCAGAAAGAGCACGGCGCCCUCAAUCAACAACCUGUGGAGUCACCCGCAGCAUCACCUCCACGCAAGAACAACAAGGCACCCAGGGCUCGAGCCAGAAAGAGGAAAGCCAAGGAUGAUGGAGAGGCUGGAGGCCAGAAGAGGAAUGGAGAACAGAGAGGUGCCUCCACUGCACUGGAGCCCAGUCUGCCCCUUUGGCUUGUCAGCCUGAUGCAUAACAUUGAGGAGGCCACCCAGCAUGAACUGGUGGUAGAAUAGGUUAAAUGGAAGAGUGAGUUGGAGAUCGAGAGAUCCCACAUAGAAAGUUAAAGAAACGUAAUGUUUCAUGGAUUUAGGUCAUACAUUUUUUUUUUUUUGCAUUUGCCUAUUUUGCAACGUAUUGUCAACCUUUUUGUAAAGGUCUGUUGCUUUUUUUUUUUUUUUUUAAUGGUUUCAUUUGGACUGCAUGCACCUAUAGAGUGUUGGUAUGGCAGUGACCUGUAAAAGUAAACAUAUAAACUGUAUCAUUAUGUGAAUUUAUUUUUUUGACUGGUGUAUAUUUUGACACUUACUGCAAUUACUUGGUACAGUUUCUGUUGAAUAAAUGUUUUGCAAGUAUAAUUUCAUUGUGUGAAAAUCUCAAUUACGAAAUUUCAGCAACAGCAACAAUCGAUCACACAA
Clupea harengus (Atlantic herring) is the source of this 4265-nucleotide messenger RNA. RefSeq lists its product as uncharacterized. Lineage: Eukaryota; Metazoa; Chordata; Actinopteri; Clupeiformes; Clupeidae. The record is from RefSeq and is a predicted model, not a curated record.